This is a messenger RNA of Vombatus ursinus (common wombat), 3117 nucleotides long. RefSeq names its product ELKS/RAB6-interacting/CAST family member 2 (gene ERC2). The transcript has 19 exons. Gene Ontology annotation, biological process: regulation of synaptic plasticity; neuromuscular synaptic transmission; maintenance of presynaptic active zone structure. NCBI's taxonomy places the organism in Eukaryota, Metazoa, Chordata, Mammalia, Diprotodontia, Vombatidae. Bases 1 to 3117 code for a protein of 1038 amino acids. The record is from RefSeq and is a predicted model, not a curated record. Gene Ontology annotation, molecular function: structural constituent of presynaptic active zone. Gene Ontology annotation, cellular component: cytoskeleton of presynaptic active zone.
AUGUAUGGGAGCGCAAGAACAAUCAGCAACUUGGAAGGUAGUCCUUCCCGGUCGCCUCGCUUGCCAAGGUCACCUCGUUUGGGCCACCGGAGAACCAGUAGUGGAGGUGGGGGAGGAACAGGUAAGACAUUGUCCAUGGAAAACAUCCAGUCCCUUAAUGCAGCCUAUGCAACAUCUGUACCAAUGUACUUGAGUGACCACGAGGGGGUUGCGUCUACGACUUUCCCCAAGGGCACGAUGACCCUCGGAAGGGCCACGAAUCGAGCUGUGUAUGGGGGUCGGGUCACAGCCAUGGGGAGCAGCCCCAAUAUUGCAUCUGCUGGCCUCUCCCACACCGACGUCCUUUCCUACACUGACCAGCAUGGGGGUCUGACCACGUCAUCUCAUCAUCACCACCACCAAGUUCCUUCCAUGUUGAGACAGGUAAGGGACAGCACCAUGCUGGAUUUGCAGGCUCAGCUCAAGGAGCUGCAGCGGGAGAAUGAUCUCCUCCGCAAAGAGCUAGACAUCAAAGACAGCAAGCUGGGGUCCUCCAUGAAUAGCAUCAAGACAUUUUGGAGCCCUGAACUCAAGAAAGAAAGAGUCCUACGCAAAGAAGAGGCAGCCCGCAUGUCUGUUCUCAAGGAGCAGAUGAGGGUCUCACAUGAAGAAAAUCAGUUUUUGGAUGCCAGGAGAACAAAGCACCUGCAGUUGACAAUCCAGGCUCUUCAAGAUGAGCUCCGAACCCAGAGAGACCUUAAUCAUCUCCUCCAACAGGAGAGUGGCAACCGCGGAGCCGAGCACUUCACCAUCGAGCUGACGGAGGAGAAUUUCCGAAGGCUCCAAGCUGAGCAUGACCGCCAGGCUAAAGAGUUGUUCCUCCUGCGGAAGACCUUAGAAGAGAUGGAGCUGAGGAUUGAAACCCAGAAACAGACUCUCAAUGCCCGCGAUGAAUCCAUCAAGAAACUCCUAGAAAUGUUACAAAGCAAAGGUUUGCCUUCGAAAGGCAUGGAAGACGACAAUGAGAGAACUCGAAGGAUGGCUGAGGCAGAAUCUCAGGUGAACCAUUUAGAAGUGAUCUUAGACCAGAAGGAGAAGGAAAACAUCCAUCUGAGAGAGGAGCUGCACAGGAGGACCCAACUUCAGCCGGAACCGGCAAAGACGAAGGCUCUUCAGACUGUCAUAGAAAUGAAGGACACAAAAAUCGCCUCCCUGGAGCGGAACAUCCGGGACCUGGAGGACGAGAUCCAGAUGCUGAAAGCCAGCGGCGUCCUGCACACGGAGGAGCGGGAAGGGGAGAUCAAGCAAGUGGAAGUGUACAAGAGCCACUCCAAGUUCAUGAAGAACAAGGUGGAUCAGUUGAAACAGGAAUUCUCCAAGAAGGAAUCGGAACUUCUCGCCUUACAGACCAAGCUGGAAACCCUCAGCAACCAGAAUUCGGAUUGCAAACAGCAUAUCGAGGUGCUUAAAGAAUCUCUAACCGCCAAAGAGCAGCGGGCAGCCAUCCUGCAGACGGAGGUUGAUGCCCUGAGAUUACGACUGGAAGAGAAAGAAUCUUUCCUCAACAAAAAGACCAAACAGCUACAGGACCUCACAGAAGAGAAAGGGACGUUGGCCGGAGAGAUCCGGGAUAUGAAGGACAUGCUGGAAGUGAAGGAAAGGAAAAUCAACGUCCUGCAGAAAAAGAUAGAAAACUUGCAAGAACAAGUGAGAGACAAGGACAAACAGCUGAGCAACCUGAAGGACCGUGUGAAGUCUCUGCAGACGGAUUCCAGUAACACCGACACGGCCCUUGCGACAUUAGAAGAGGCUUUGUCUGAAAAGGAGAGAAUCAUUGAACGCUUGAAAGAACAGAGAGAACGCGAUGAUCGAGAACGCCUGGAAGAAAUUGAAUCCUUCCGAAAAGAGAACAAGGACCUGAAGGACAAAGUCAACGCUCUUCAAGCCGAACUCACGGAGAAAGAGUCUAAUCUAAUUGACCUCAAGGAACAUGCCUCCUCCUUGGCAUCCGCGGGCUUGAAGCGGGAUUCCAAAUUAAAGUCCCUGGAAAUAGCCAUAGAACAAAAGAAAGAAGAAUGCAGUAAAUUGGAAGCGCAAUUGAAGAAGCAAGCUGAGCAGUUGUUCAAUCAGAUGUACAAUCCCGCUCAUAAUGUUGAAGAAGACUCCAGGAUGAACCCUGAAUUUGCAGAUCGAAUGAAGCAGUUGGACAAAGAGGCAUCUUACUACCGCGAUGAAUGUGGCAAAGCCCAGGCAGAAGUUGACAGGCUCCUGGAGAUCCUCAAGGAGGUGGAGAAUGAAAAGAACGAUAAAGACAAGAAAAUUGCUGAACUCGAAAGCUUGAAUUCCAGACAUAUGAAAGACCAAAAUAAGAAAGUGGCCAACCUUAAGCACAACCAACAACUGGAAAAAAAGAAGAAUGCCCAGUUAUUGGAAGAAGUACGAAGGAGGGAGGAUAACAUGACAGACAAUUCCCAGCACCUACAGUUAGAAGAGCUGAUGAAUGCCCUUGAAAAGACCAGACAAGAAUUGGAUGCUACCAAAGCUCGCCUUGCCUCAACACAGCAGUCCCUGGGUGAAAAAGAAGCCCAUUUGGCCAACCUACGGAUAGAGAGGAGAAAACAGCUUGAGGAAAUCCUGGAGAUGAAACAGGAAGCCCUGCUGGCUGCUAUCAGUGAAAAGGAUGCCAACAUAGCCUUGCUUGAACUGUCUGCUUCCAAGAAAAAGAAGACGCAAGAGGAAGUCAUGACCCUGAAACGUGAAAAAGACCGAUUGGUGCAUCAGUUGAAGCAGCAGGUUUAUAGAUAUAAGAAACAUCCCCAGAGCAUGAACAUACCAACCACUUGUGAUGUUGGCUUCAUCACAGAUAUUGCUGCCACCUACCUCGGCUCCAGCCAUGAUGCACACAUGAUCCCAAAGUCUCAGACCCAGAACAGAAUGAAGUUGAUGGCUGACAAUUACGAUGAAGACCAUCACCAUUACCAUCAUCAUCACCACCAUCACCAUCACCGGUCUCCCGGGAGGUCCCAACAUUCCAACCACAGACCCUCUCCAGACCAGAUGAUCCAGCCACUGGUGGAGGCACAUGACCACGGCAAAGUCUCACGCCGCUCAUUGAUCACCUGUCCAACCUUUGCCUAG